CUCCUGGCUCUCGCGGACUCUCCGUUCAUUGCUCUCGCCAGCAUGCUGCACCUCAGACUAUUCGUCAACCGGAACGCAAGGCAGGUUUUACGGAUACGUGUCAACCAUGUCCGGCAUGUCUCUACGCCCAGCUUAGACCCAAUGAUCUCCGGUUUCGUGACCAAACUCGCAGAAAAGCAGCCAUGCUAUAGUGCUGCAGCCUCGAGCAUCCGAAUAAUACAGCGGCCGGCCGAAUUCUAUCAGUGCUUGUUGGACAUGAUUCGGCGUGCUGAACACCGAAUAUUCCUCUCGUCGCUUUACAUAGGUUCGGAGGAAGCGGAACUGAUUGACGCGUUAAAAGCAACUCUCAGGCAGAAGCCAUACCUGCAGGCGCGACUUCAUCUCGAUUUGAAUCGUUCAACGCGACCUGGUCCUGGAUCCACUGCUCGCUUACUCCUGCCUCUCCUCAAAGAGUUCCCAGACAGGUUGCAUGUCUCUUUAUUUCGAAGCCCAAAGCUUAAAGGUCUAAUGGCCAAGGUGGUGCCGCCACGCUUUAACGAAGGAUGGGGAACCUGGCAUCCAAAGAUAUACGGCGCGGAUGAUGGAGUCCUACUGAGCGGAGCAAACUUAAACACUUCGUACUUCACUGACCGACAGGAUCGAUAUCUGCACUUCAGCCACCACCGACACUUGGCCCAAUACUGUUACGGCUUCCUGCAGGCGUCCUCGAGAUUCUCCUAUAGACUACUUCCUGCUGUUUUGAAACCAGAGGACUACACUCUGCACUGGCACGAUAGUCAAACCCACCCGCACAAUUAUGAGCAAAAGGCGGGCCAACUACUAUCGACUUUCCAAGAAACAUCUCGGCUUGGGUCGACGGAGUGCUUGGGAAACUUGGAUAAAAUGGGUGAUAUUACUCAGCUAAGAGACGUGCUCGUCUUUCCAAUCAUUCAGGCUGGACAGUUCGGUGUACGUGAGGAAGAACGUGCUUUGUCAAUGCUAUUCCACCACUUGUCCGGGCAACAUGACAAUGACAGGAACAGGAACGGGCACUACGAUGGCCCAUUGAUAGACCUCACAAGUGGUUACUUCGGGCUUUACAGAGACUACCGUGACCUCGUCCUUCAGAGCGAUCUCCGCUGCAGAAUCAUCUCCGCAAGCCCGAAGGCGAAUGGGUUUUACGGCUCCAAGGGCGUAUCUGGCCGCAUUCCAGAAGGCUAUACCCUACUAGAACAGAGGUUCAUGGGAGCCGUGCGGCGUGCCGAGCGCGAAUGGAAGCACGACGAGAUCGACUGGGAUGUUCUGCGAGGACCGGGGGUGCAGUUGAGCGAGUGGGAGCGCGAAGGCUGGACGUACCACGCAAAAGGCAUCUGGCUCCGACCAAGCCCUGUCGCAGAUCCCUCUCUGACCCUCUUUGGGUCGACGAACCUCAACUCGCGCUCGGCCAACCUCGAUACCGAGCUGUCUUUCGUUAUAGUCACUUCGUCACCCGAACUGCGUCGACAGCUCCGAGAGGAGGUUGACGCGCUCAGGGCACAUGUCCGUCCGUGGAGAGGGGAGGACAGGCGUGUGAGGCUCGGCACUAAAGCCCUGGUGGCUAUGGUCGGGGGAAUGCUGUAA
Phanerochaete carnosa HHB-10118-sp is the source of this 1599-nucleotide messenger RNA. RefSeq lists its product as uncharacterized. Gene Ontology annotation, cellular component: mitochondrion. Gene Ontology annotation, molecular function: CDP-diacylglycerol-glycerol-3-phosphate 3-phosphatidyltransferase activity. The record is from RefSeq and is a predicted model, not a curated record. The coding region runs from base 43 to 1599 and encodes 518 amino acids. The transcript is spliced from 6 exons. Gene Ontology annotation, biological process: cardiolipin biosynthetic process. NCBI's taxonomy places the organism in Eukaryota, Fungi, Basidiomycota, Agaricomycetes, Polyporales, Phanerochaetaceae.